This is a messenger RNA of Musa acuminata AAA Group (dessert banana), 3080 nucleotides long. RefSeq lists its product as uncharacterized. Gene Ontology annotation, biological process: defense response to other organism. Gene Ontology annotation, molecular function: protein binding. The coding region runs from base 430 to 2667 and encodes 745 amino acids. The record is from RefSeq and is a predicted model, not a curated record. NCBI's taxonomy places the organism in Eukaryota, Viridiplantae, Streptophyta, Magnoliopsida, Zingiberales, Musaceae. The transcript has a single exon.
AUAUGGUGUGUUGCUUUGCAAUGACGUAUUGAAGAUGUGCUGCCUCCGGUAGGUGGAGUAAUGUGCAACCUAAACUUUCUCUUUAUUUUCUUUUUCUUUGUCCGUGUCUUUUUUUAUUUUCUCUUUUGCUUUUUUGUGUGUUUGUUCCUUUUAUUUCUUUUCCUUUUCAUUUUUUAAUAUUCAUAUAUAUAUAUAUAUAUAUGUUAAAUCUAAGCUAUUGUUAUUAUUAAUAUAUCUUUCUCUUUUUUUUAUUCUCUCCUCUUUUUCUUUUCUCUUUAUUCUCUCUAUUCUCUCUAUUUUUUUUGUUUUCCCUUUUCCCUUCCUUGUGCGUUACGUAGAUUAUGCCGAUGCAGCUAUAUGAGUUGCAGACGUAACACGAAGCCACCAUAACCCCAACCUUCUCGUGUGCCUCGUUUCUUGCUUCCGACCAUGUUCCCCUGCGGCGGAUCCAGCGUCGAAGUAGUGUCUCGGUUGAUGAAGCGUUUGGAAGAAGCCAAAGGCCUCGUCCCCGAUCCGAAUGCUGCUUCUUCCCAGGUUGUUCUUACGAAGAUCGACGAGAUCAAGGAAAAAAUGGAGGAGAUGAGAAAAAAGUUGCGGGAAUCCAAGGGCAAAGAAGACACCGCCAUGGAUAGAUUUGCAAUCGUCGCCAGGCAUGUCGACGAGCUGUUGCGGUCGGCAAAGAAGACGUUGGAUCCCUCGGAAACAGAGAGCCGACUAAAGUCGAAGCUCGACGAAAUCAUGAAAAACAUCAAUUUCAAAAUCGAGAAAUUAAAGGCGAAGCCAAUGGAUUCGUCGGGUGAACAGGAAUCCAAGGCUGAGGAGGAGGAGGAGGAGGAGGAGGAUUUCCCACUGGAGCGGCAGAUCCAAGAGAGCUCCGCUUGGGCGCACCUAUUGCUUGUGGUCGACAGCUUCGAGACUCAGCUAAAGCUUUGCCUCUUCUGCCUCACCGUCUUCCCGGCGAACGCUGUCCUCAAGAAGAGGCUGCUGAUCCACUGGUGGAUGGGAGAGGGAAUAGUGAAGAGUUCUGAGGAAGGGAAGAAAUGCUUCGACCAACUCGUCUCCAAGGGCCUGAUCAUAACCAUUAAGAAGAAGCACUGUGACAAGGUGCACCACUUCAGUAUACAGUCGUGGAUUCGCAGGCUGUUGAUCACCGUCGCCAAGAGCAAUGCCUUCCUCGAAUUCGACCAGGACGGCCGCCCCAGCAACGACUACUCCAGGAGUCGCCGUGCGUGCUUGCGCCUCGAACAAAACCCCAUCGGCGACGAUGGGGAACGUCGACUGCUCACCGUCUACAACGUCUACAAGCGCUACGUCGAAUUCGAACCCACAUGGCUAGUCAACAAGGGCGAGAUGACCACAAUGCAGCUGGGGCGGUGGAAGGACUCGGACCAGAAGCACCAUAUCGAGGUCAAGAACGACGAGUUCUUGAAGGGGAUCGACCACUGCAAGAGCUUGCGGUACAUGAGCCUAAGAGGCGUAUCGAGGGUGGAAACGCUUCCCGAGUCCAUCGGCAAGCUCACCAAGCUGAUGGUGUUGGACCUCCGGGCGUGCCACAAUCUGGAGAAGCUGCCGGAGGAGAUCGGGUCCGCCAAGAAGCUGCAGUACCUGGACGUGUCGGACUGCUUCCUGCUCGACAAGAUGCCCAAGAGCAUCGCCAACCUCUCCGAUCUGGAAGUGCUCAAGGGGUUUUUACUGAUCAGUGGGCCUGAUGACAAACAUGUUUGUCAUCUCCAUGAGUUGGCGAAGCUGACCAAGUUGAGGAAGCUCAGCAUCAACAUAGGCAGUUGGAUCGCAGAAAAAGAGCUGGAGAAUGUGGGCGAGUUGAAGAAGAUCACCACACUCAUCAUAACAUGGGCAGUGGUUACAGAGAAGAAGGAAGACUCUCAUUCCACCAGAGGAGCUGAGGCGCCCUCACAGGAGAAGAAACAACAAGGGACUGGUAAGGACUCAGUCAAAGAUCUCCCACCGAAGUCCAUACAAUCAUCUGAUGCUGCUACUGCUGCUGCUGAUGCCGAUGCUCAUGAUGAUGGUGAAGAUGAUGUCAUCGAAAAGCGUCAGCUGCCACAUCCACCGGAGCAGAAACCAUCAACAUCCGAUGUCCCGUACAAGAACGCCGAUCCAAGGAUCGAAGACGUUACUUUUGGUACUGAUGCCACUACGAAGAAAGUUCAACCAAUAUCCGACCAUGAUGCCACUUCGGGAGCGAGGCCACUGACGAAGAAAGAAACCAAGAAGAUUGCAGCGGAUCGUUCCCUUGAUCCCGCUAAGGUUACCCUUCCUAGUACGAUAGAGAAGCUGGACCUCCGGUGCUUCACCGAGGAGGAGUUCCCGCAGUGGAUUGAUCCCCUUAAAUUACAAAAGCUGAAGAAACUGUACCUGAGGGGAGGGAUGCUCCGAAGUCUUGGAGACGGCCGGGGGUGGAAGGUGGAGGUGCUGCGCCUGAGGUUCCUCAAUUAUCUGGAUCAUCCCAGCUGGGAGAAGCUGACAAGUUCGUUCCCCGAGCUCCGAGUCGUGGAGAAAUUCAAGUGCGGAAAAGAAAGUUCAUCGCACAAGGAAUCAAGUUCUUGGCCUUGCAAUAAAGAAGGGCUUUGGUGCAAGGAGGAUGCCAAAAAGAGUGCUGAGGAUGAGCCGAAAGCCAUGAACUUGCCGCCACCGGAGACCGAUUGAUCAGUUGCUGUGCGUGCUCGUAUGUGCGGACUUACGCAUAAUAUCUUUUGUCGUGUGUGUGUGCUUUGGGAAUUCCAUGUUUCCUUUGAGCUAUUAAUAAUAAUGUAUCAACUGCUUUGCUUUCUGCUUUGAUCGCCUUUUUUUUUGCUUUUUUUUUCUUUUCUUCGGUUGACAAUUGAGUUUGGGUGGAGUUUGGGUGGAAGUUCGCUUUGUUUGUGUGUGUGUGUGAAACUUACUCGAGAUCGUUCUCAUUUUCAACCACAAAGAACAAUUAAUCAUGUCAAGUUCUUCGAGAAAUUCUAAUUUUUUUCUUGAAUAACGAGUUAUAUUUGUACAUCUAUUCUUUAUUUUCGAAAAUAUAUAUAUUACUUAACAAAAUAUUCACAUUAUAAAUUAAUAAAAAUUAAAUUCAU